GCCUCUCUUCAUUCCUACGUAACAUUUUACUGGAACUGGGGCUUCUCUGUUUUAAAGUCAUUUAGUCAGACGGCACGUGAGAGAGGCACGAGACAAUUCUGAAACUGAACUCAAGAUUACUAAACGCCACAUGCUGUGAGCUCAUUCAUGAUUACAAAAACUGGGAAAUGCAAAGUCAGGUUGAAUGACGCAUUCUGUAAGAGACAGCAACAGGCCUCAGACUGUGGUGAAAAACUGAGCCCACUGCGGGCCAGCAGAGCUGACUUCCCCAGAAGUGGAAUGGAACAGCCAUGAAUGGAGAUACCCCCUCAAGCCCUGAGUAUUCCUGCCAGCUGCCUGAUUGGAAGGAGUUCUGUGAACUGCAUGCUCGCACCUCCGCCACUGAGUUUGCCGCAAAAUUCCGCCAGUUCAUAAGUGAGAACCCCACCUACGACAUCCCUGGUGCGGAUACGUCUUUUUCGCAGCACUUUGCCACACAUUUUUUGGACUGCUUUACUGCAGAACUGAGCCGUAGCACCACACCAGGCUCACCGGGUGGAGCUCUCAGGUACGGCAUUGUGCCCUUUGUGGGUCUCCAGAGCUGCCCUCUGCCCUACGCUCGGGAUCUGUACCUGCGCAGGAGAGAGGCAGGAGCCUCUAGCGAAUCGCUAGACAGCAUGGACAGCAGUCAGGGUAACCUUGGCAGGGGUGCAGGGAGCCAAGCGUCAGCAGGUAGGCAGCACAAGGUGUCUACGUAUGGACAGUCACGGAGCACCGAGGAUGUGUCUAUGGGCCACCCCAAAGCCAAAUUCAAAAAGGGCUUCUCCUUACGCAACAUGAGCCUCUGCGUGGUGGAUGGAGUCAAAGAAAUAUGGCACAGACGCUCAUCCCCUGAACCUGAUCAGGGUCGGCGAGCCAACAGUGAGAGUGGAGAGAAAUGGAGCCAACGUCUGCGACUCACAAAGGCUUCCCAGACACCGAAGGCUGAGCUCCUGGAGAUUCAGAGAGAGGGCACGCUGCGUUAUAUGGUGGCAGAUGACACCAACUGCGUGGGCAGCUCCCAGUGGCAGAAGUGCCGGCUGCUUCUGCGCAAAGCUGUCCGAAUAGAGGGGGAACGGUUCCUGCUUGAGUUUUACGUGCCACCCAAGUCCACCAAACCGAAGGUCUGUGUACCCCUGUCAGCUAUUGUAGAGGUCCGGACAACAAUGCCCCUGGAGAUGCCUGACAAAGAUAACACCUUUGUCCUCAAGGUGGAGAACGGAGCAGAAUACAUCUUAGAAACCAUUGACUCACUGCAGAAGCACUCUUGGGUAGCUGAUAUCCAGGACUGUAUCGAGCCCAGUGACAGUGGUGAAGACAUAGAACUCUCCUCUUGUCCUCAUGGAGGGCCCUGCAGAGACUUCCCAACAGGUUCAUCUUGUAGCUGCGAGCUGCUUGGAGAAGGUGUACCCAGGUUGCCAGACAGGCCUUGUCUCUCUGGAGUCAGCGAGCCCCGCAAUACUCUGCCUGCCCGCUGCAAGGACUAUCCAUUCUCCGAACACAUCCCCCUUGAGAGGUUUCUACAAUCAUCAGAGUUUAGCGGAGCUGGGCAGUCAGCAGGAGUGGCAAGUGAAGGCAGGGACUCUGAAGGAAACAUCUGCCUCACAGAUUACCCAUGGUUCCAUGGAACGCUGUCACGAGUGAGAGCUGCACAGCUGGUCUUAGCUGGAGGAGCUCGCAGCCACGGACUCUUUGUCAUUCGGCAGAGUGAAACGCGUCCAGGGGAGUACGUCCUCACCUUCAAUUUCCAGGGCAAGGCAAAGCAUCUUCGCCUGUCAGUGAACGAGAACGGGCAGUGCCACGUCCACCAUCUUUGGUUCCAGACAGUCACUGACAUGUUGCGCCACUUCCAUGCCCACCCCAUCCCCCUGGAAUCGGGGGGUUCAGCCGACAUCACUCUGCGUUGCUAUGUGCAGGCACCGCGCCCCCUGCCAGAGCCCAUUGCACCUCAGCUCCAGCAGCCCAGCAGCCUGCCCACCUGUCGAACCGACUCCCAGCACUACUUCACUGGAUCCGUUCAGCCGGCCAGCCAGCCUGCAGAGACCCUGGCAUCUUCAGCCUCCUCCUCACCAACAUCCCUGCCACCUUUUCCUCGCGGGGAGACGGCCGUAGGGGGCUUACGGAGCCGGAGUAACAGUUCUGAGCGACUGCUGGAGCCUGCAGGGGGCAGCUCAGAGGAUUACCACGAGAGUGAUGGCUCCCGCAGAACCCGAGCUGUGGAAAACCAGUACUCGUUCUACUGAGAGGUGUGCCUAGCUGGCCAGAUCGGAACAUGGAUAUAUAGUGCCUGGCGCGGAGUAGCACGGUUGUGGGAGUGCUGUCCUUCUAGUUUGGUUUUAACGUCUUUUUUGCACAUUUUGGAAUCCUUUGGUUUCCCACAAUGACUUUUAUACUUGGCAAGCGGGACUGUAAGGGUGUCUCAGAAUGAAUCAACUACACUUUGGUGGCACAUUUUGUCAGAAAUGGGUCACCUUUCCUGAAACAGAAGCAGAACAAUCUAGAGAAUGCUGCAUAGAUGAUGUUGUUUUCAGCUCCACUUCACAGCUGACGGACCAUUGUCUGCAUUGAACUGGUGCUUAAACACACUUUAUCACAAAUGCCACCAUCAGCUCUUGGAGUGCCACUGUGCUUCCCAUGUCUCGCUCCUGUCUACACCUUCCAGUCCUUUAAAUAAAGAGCACGGCUCACGGUGGUGAGAAUUUGAGCUGCUAGCGCCUCAAGCUACAGGUCUGUCUGUUUUAAGAUUUUACACCAUUUUAGACUGUAACGUGUAUAUAUAAUUCAUUCUAGACAAUGCAUUCCAGCCAUCGACAAAAGUCCACGUUUUGAGCAGUCAUCGAGGCUGAAGUUCCAAACAGCAGUAGAGAUUUCCCUGCCCCAUUCCCCAGCUCCUGUUCAUUUCUGACCCAGCGAGUGGUCCUCAAAAGUGGCCCAGUUGCUCAUUUUGUAUUCCAACCAGCGUAUCACUUGGAGUCCAGUGCCUGCCUUUAGCCCCUACAUUCACUCAUUUCUUGAUCCUGCUUUCUUCAGAAUGGUGGUAUGUUGCAUGCUGUUUAGAACAUGCAAGUGAGACCUUCAGCGUACUCUGCACACGUGACAAGUGUGACCCCCAUAAAAGACGAGCUGCUUUAUGGAGGCUCUCAGUCCUUACACGUAGCCCCAGUGUCCGGGUAACGUCACCAAGCACACCGCUGUGCGACAUUUACCGCAUUGGUGGUAUUGGCUCAUCUCUUCAUACAUGUUCAUUUUCAAUCAUUCUUACUGCCACUGAGUGACAGUUUUUAAAGGGAUCUCGGGCGCCAUUGCAAAUGGCAGUGCAUACUAUGACGCAAUUAAUGCUCAGAAAGACAAGUGCAGUCAGAAAACAAAUCUGCUCAUGUGAAGAAAACACUGCAAAAUCAGGUAGGUUUUAGAAACCUAAACCCUAACCCUACACUGACACUUAAACCAUUAAACAGCAGCAUGGUGAUUAAAGGCAGGGCUUCAGGGGACACCAGAAUCAGGUUUUUUAAUUUUUUAAACAAGGUAAUUUUUCAGUUCAGACCUGGACUAUCGCAGAAGUAGAAGCGUGUGACAUUCACGUAGCCAUCAUUGCUAUCUCUCCAGAGGCAGUGGGUUUGGGGAGCCAUUACGGGACACCAUUUGUUUUAGUCUGACCAAUGUCUUCCAAAUUGCAAUUGGAAGAACCAGAUUGGAAUGAAAACUGGAGCACAAAUGGAAAGCCCACAAAUGACCAAGCGCAGCUCAGCCCUGGAACUUUGAUGAAAGUCGCCUCAGUUUUAAUUCAUUUCUUCUGAGACCCAUUGGGACAGCAGGAACCCGAGAAGUUGGAUGGCGUCAGGAUGUCUCCCUUUAUUGACUCCAUUUCCUAAACUUUGGCAAACGGUAUAAAGCCCUGCCCUGUCACCCCACUCUAAUGUCACUCUAGCAGCCAUUCUGCAGACUGGAUGUCACAUUGUGCUACUUUGUCACCUCAGGGUGGGAUGUACUAAAGCAGUUCAAACUUAAAUGGAGCCCAAACAUCAGUGAGUGACAAAGCUGCACAGAGGACCACCGGGAUGCAGGAUUUUUAACUUGUGAGAUGAAGUUCAAGUCUGAACUGCUCGUAUUUUAAUGCUGUGCCAAAUCAACCUUUAUUCUGUUUAUCUAGACCUUGUGCUGUCCGAGUAAAAUAUGGUGGGUUUUUGGAGACGGGCACUCAAGUCCACAACUUAUCUGUGAAUCGCACAGAAUGCUGUGCUGUAUUUGCAAAUCUAAUGCUGCAUUUUCUGAGUGUAUGUACAAAGAUCAGUGGUCCGUAUUUAUAGUGUAAUAUCGUAUUGCCAUUGUGCAGUGCAAGACUGUCUAGACGGUAACAAUUAAAGAACUUUCUUUUA
Molecule: messenger RNA, 4394 nt
Organism: Polypterus senegalus (gray bichir)
Lineage: Eukaryota; Metazoa; Chordata; Cladistia; Polypteriformes; Polypteridae
Product: SH2B adapter protein 2
Exons: 9
Coding region: 291-2261 (656 amino acids)
Biological process (GO): antigen receptor-mediated signaling pathway; intracellular signal transduction
Cellular component (GO): plasma membrane
Molecular function (GO): transmembrane receptor protein tyrosine kinase adaptor activity
Source: RefSeq, a predicted model, not a curated record